AUGGGCGCCUUUUUGCUUGCUUGUGCUGUGGCCAUGAGACGACGACGAGGCGUACAAGCUUUCGACCCCACGCAAUGGGUGGCCGUUGGUCUGAUGCUGCUGUGUGUGGCAACGGUGCUGACCUCCGCGGCGCUGUUGCCGGGUGGCGAUGGAGUGGGCGAACCACAAUCAGGGCGAUGCUCGCGUGUUCAGUGCUUCAACCCGGCCACUAUUGAGCAGCCAAAGCCGAUCACGCAGCGAUUUCGCUGGCUGCACUUCCCGAAGACGGGCACAUCCUUCGCCCUCGUCCUCUACGACUAUGUUUGCUCGGGGCUGACGCCAGAGAUGCUGCCCACGCCUGCGAGGCACGAGAACCAGGGCUUCGCGCUGCCGCAGUUCGAAGAGGAGCUGAAGAGAAGGGAAGAUGUGAGCUGUGAUUUGAGGCUCUUUCGCAGGCCUCGCGUGGGCCACCGCUCGCUGCCCCAAGGGGACAUGUCCCGCACCACCUCUGUGUAUGUGGCAAUGUUCCGGGACCCGCGCGAACGCCUGCGCAGCGCGUACAUGAACGGGUUGCACGCGGUCGGCGUCCGCGCUCAACGGCGACUGGACAUGCUACGCACCGUGAAGACGCCGCGCGACUUUGUGAACUUCCCGGGCGUCAAGCACUGCCAGGUGAAGAUGAUGGCUGGCUACAAGUGCGGGGAGGACGUGGAGGUGACGCACAUGCACGUGAAGCUGGCCCUACACCGACUGCGUACGCACUUUGUGUUUGUGGGCAUCACGGACAGCUGGACAGAGAGCGUGUGUCUCUUCCAUCGCAUGUUCGGUGGGCGGCUGGUCGAACACGCAUUCCACAACGUCCGCGAAACGACAGGCAACCUUGGCAACCGGCAAAGACGCCGCGCCAACGACACCAUGACGCCCAACGGCGGUGAAGAGGAUGACGAUGACAGCGAGGACGCCGCUGAAGAAGAACCCAUGUUCACCAUCGCGGACGAUCCACUCGACUGGUUGCUGUACACGGAGGCAAGGCGCAUCUUCACGCGCAACCUGGUCAAGUAUGGCCUCGUGUGCCCUGAGAACGCAGACGCCGUCCUCCACGAUCGGCGUUAGGCAGAGGCAGAGGUGGUGAGGGGUAGUGAAGACAUGCAUCAUGCACAAAACUGGUCUGGUCAGUGUGUGUAUGUGUAUGUAUGUAUGUAUGUGUGUAUGUACGUACGUAUGUAUGUAUGU
Molecule: messenger RNA, 1212 nt
Organism: Salpingoeca rosetta
Lineage: Eukaryota; Choanoflagellata; Craspedida; Salpingoecidae
Exons: 2
Coding region: 1-1092 (363 amino acids)
Cellular component (GO): membrane
Molecular function (GO): sulfotransferase activity
Source: RefSeq, a predicted model, not a curated record